AUGGCGGCUAAGCAAACAGACAAGGAGGACUCCCUGAACCACCUACAGGCGCUGAUCCACGAGGUUGAGAUGGACUGGAGGCAGGUGAUGGCGCCUAGUGCGAACCCGCUGGACAUAGCGCUACCGCUGUUGGACAACACGUCUGUCGGUUUGGCACAUCGGAGAGGGGAGUUCAACGAGUUGAAGGACAACAUUGAAGACGGGUUGCGUGAGGCGGUGAAACAGAACUAUGAAGCAUUCAACGAGAGCGUUGGCUCGUACCGAGACGUUGUGAACUUUGUUGCCAAUUCCAGAUCGGUGGUGAGUGCUAUUCAGGAUCGGGUGGAACAGAUCGAGCAUAGGGAACGAGGUGACAUUGCGGCGAUGACUUCGCUCAACGAGAAUUUCAAAGUGUAUAACGAGAUGAUUGAGAUUCUCACGAUCAUCGAGAGCAUUAAGAAGACUCCUCAUGAGUUGGAGUCGGUGUUGGCUGAGAAGAACUACGGUAAGGCGGAGAGCAUUUUACACACGAUCGAGGAGAGUGCACAGAAAUACAACCUGUGGGAGUUACCUGCGUUGAAAAACAUGAGGGAUUACUUCCAGACUCAACGAGAACAGCUCUUUGGGAUCCUGGUGGAGGAGGUUGUUCACACGAUCUUUUCCAAGAGACAGUUUUCGAGUUUCAACACGGUGAAUAACCUGUUAAAGUCAUCGGCAAAUGCUUUGGAACAUUCGAACAUCGAACAGUUUUUGGCCAAUUCUAUCGAGACAGAUAUCACACAGGCUUCGUCCAUCAACCACACAGAAGUGGAGAACUUUAUCAAUAACUUGUCGCUGGAUCCAUCGUCGCUGGACAGUGAUCAAAGAGGCGCGGAUGAUAUCUCCACACUUGACGAUUCGAAUCCAUUUAACCAAAUUCUUCAACUCAUGUUGAUUGUUGCAAAAUUGGGCAAAUUAGCACAAAUGGUUGAUAUCAUACUGCGGAGAUUCUCCACGGAGUUGAACUUGUUGAUCAACAGAAUAACAGAAGAUACAAAGAUCAAACAUGCCAAGCUGAUUAAAGUUCUAAACUCCAACGACGUAGGACCGAGGGUUGCGCAGGAGAACUUUUCUGGUGUUGUGCUACAAGAUUUGUUCUGGAACUGCUUCAAAAAAUCUUUAUUCUUGUUACAAUCGAUAAGAAUUAUGACGGAGAUUCACAUGAAAUUCGAGGACAUCCAUUUCGAUGCAUCCCAGGCAACAGUGGCUACUGUCUUAGAGAGGUUUUGGGCAAUUAUCCACAAGGAACUGAACAGCGUCAUAUUAUCAUACAUUACUGAUACUCAUUCUGGUGCCAUCAACAGUAAAUUAACAAAUACCACCAGUCUCACGAAGGGCAAGCAAAACAUUUUCAGCUUAUAUAAAGUUGAGUACGAUAAGGCACAGACAAUGCAGUUAAAAGUUGCCCUUCAGGACUUGUUCCCAGGGUUCAUUAACACACAGGAUACAUCAUACAUUGAUUCACCGUAUAUAGAGGACAACAAAUUUUUGAAGCAAUCCAAAAUCGUGCAACCUGACGUUUUGAACAUGAGAUUCAUGUUGGAACCAUUUUUGUUGUUCAUUGAAGGCUCAAGUCUUUUAUUCACUAACCAGAACUCAAACAUUCCUCUGAAGUUUUUUACGGAGGUGAUGCACGAUGAAUUUUUACCCUUAUUAGAGGAUAGAAUUGUCGACCUUUACUCAGAUGCAGUGGAUGGAAUUGAACCGUUAUCAUUUUUUGAGCCUGAGACCAAGAUAGACGUGUUAAUGGGAGAAGCCGAAGAACCUGAAAUCAAGAGAUUUGCAAUUUUCAUCGAGUUUAAGCAAUUCAUGAAUAGAUUGUUGUUCAACCUCAACGCUUCUUUACAAUUCCGUGAAGAGUUUAUUCCAGUGUUAUUCAAAGUGUUCACCAUGUUCCACGACAAGAUUGAAGAUCUUUACAAAGAGCUCUUUACCGAUUUGGUUAGUUUCUUGGAGCCAAAUAGGGAUCUGAUCAAUGCAAUUCGUAACAAGGAGCGCGUCACACAAGCCAUGCUUGGCAAGGUAGAUGUUGUUGAUUUGAAGAACUCCAAGAUACGGACGUAUUUCAAGAUUUACCGCAGUUCUUUGGACCUGUUGAUCGAUUGGUUUGACCAUUACCUUAUCCGCACCAUCGACCUGAACAAGACAGAUCUUAACGUUACACAGGUUGAGAAACUGCGUAAGACGUGGUUCUUUUUCCAAUUCCAGAGUAUGACCUCCAACAACAAUCAAGGCGACGACCCACUUGACUUGGAACAUUCGUGUAAGUUGAUCUUAAACGAUGAAUUGAGGUUGAAAUUCAACAACGAAGUUGUGUUGGAGUACAAGAAAUUACAAGCUGAUGUUAUGGAAGUAUUGAGAGUUUGCUAUCAAGCUGUUCAUCUUUGA
Messenger RNA from Williopsis jadinii, 2406 nucleotides. RefSeq names its product exocyst subunit SEC8 (gene SEC8). The transcript has a single exon. The coding region runs from base 1 to 2406 and encodes 801 amino acids. The record is from RefSeq and is a predicted model, not a curated record. Gene Ontology annotation, cellular component: exocyst. Lineage: Eukaryota; Fungi; Ascomycota; Saccharomycetes; Phaffomycetales; Wickerhamomycetaceae. Gene Ontology annotation, biological process: exocytosis; Golgi to plasma membrane transport.